Molecule: messenger RNA, 4315 nt
Organism: Girardinichthys multiradiatus
Lineage: Eukaryota; Metazoa; Chordata; Actinopteri; Cyprinodontiformes; Goodeidae
Gene: omgb
Product: oligodendrocyte myelin glycoprotein b
Exons: 2
Coding region: 288-1685 (465 amino acids)
Biological process (GO): neuron projection regeneration
Molecular function (GO): protein binding
Source: RefSeq, a predicted model, not a curated record
AGAGCCUGCAGUGCCUGAUCGCACCAACCCAAAAGAUCCAUAAGAUGCAGUAGUAAACUCUUAGCUUGCACAGGGAGGAGAAAAGGGACUGAACUACACGAGAGUAAGAGCAGAACACCUGCACUGGACAAGUGAGCAGGGGUCAAAUUCUAACAUAGAUACAGAGGAGGGAAAAAAAUCACCUUCAGCAGAGCACCAGCUGGUCCCGAGCUUGAAAGCAGCAGAGAGGAGACAGAAGAGGUGCUGAGCGGCAAAAAGAAGCAGAGAAAAGUGACUGGAAUGAUAAGAUGAGGAGCAGGCCUGCGCUGUUGAAGCUUUUUUUUAAUGAGGCCCUCCUGGAGCUCGUGCUUGUGCUGUGGCUUGGGCUUCGUGUCCUGGCUGUGUGCCCCUCCAUGUGCUCCUGCAGCCGCAGCCACAGAGAGGUGGACUGCUACCGGAAGAAUCUGAAAGAGCUCCCCGAUGGUUUGCAGCAUAACAUCCUCUCUCUCAAUCUGUCCCACAACCGACUUCUCCACCUGGACGGGAGGCUCACCUCAUAUACCCAUCUCCGCAUCCUGGAUUUGUCCCACAACAGGCUGAGCCACCUGCCCAAAGCCCUUCCUCGGUCCCUCUGGGAGCUCCACGCCUCCUCCAACCGCAUCCAGCUGUUGGACAAGAAUGACACGGUCUACCAGUGGAACCUGCAGACACUCGACCUCUCGAGCAACAAGCUAGAAAGGGCCAUCUUCAUCAAUAAUACACUGACUAAUUUGUGUGCUCUCAACCUUAGCCACAAUUACUUCUGGACUUUGCCCACCAACCUGCCUGCACACCUGGAGACCAUCGAUCUGUCCCACAACCUGCUUGUGAAGGUGCUGCCAGGUUCUCUUGACAGGCUCCCAAGGUUAUCUCACUUGUACCUACAUGCUAACCGCUUCUCCUCACUACCCUCUGGAGUUUUGGACAAGAUGGUUUCCCUCAGAGUUAUCACUCUGGGCAGCAACCCUUGGGCCUGCCACCUUUAUGUUGAUGUAGACUACUUACAGUCUUGGACUCAGAGCACCUCUGUGCUUGUCCUCGGCUGCCCCUGCCACACUCAGCCUGUGUGUGGAGGGAUGCGCCCCAGCAGGACUGGAGGUUGGCACUUUGGCUCCUUUGCUCUGCCUCCUCUGGCAGUCGGUAACCCAGACCUGAGCUCCAUCUCCCCUGAAGAAAGCAUCACACCGUGGUACUGGUCUGUUUCUGCUCUGCAAACCUCACCUCAAACCCUCAGAGAGGCUCUAAACACACUGCACGAUGCCUUCACAGAAACGCCCAUCAGCAUUUCCACCAUAGCAAUUAAUCACCUGGCUGGACCUAGCAGCCGGGAGAACAUAGAUCAUCUCAUCCCAGGCACAAAGGAAACUUCAGCCUCAGACUCUCACCACACGGAAGACUUACCCCAUUUCUCUGACAAAAGUCUUAUUACUGAUACGUCUAAAGGAAACGGCAUGGAGCUGGCUUCUGAUCGAUUCUUUAUAACUGAGGCCUCCUCCAUUCAAACAAAGAGGACAGCCACUCUCCGCACUAGAAGCGUGAGGAGACAGAAUCAGUCGCCUUCUGGUGGUAUCAGAAACAGCAGCCCAUACCUUGCUGCAGCCUGCUCCUUACUCUGUGUCUUUCACAACUUGAUGCUUCUGUCUCUCGUUUUGCCUCAAGUCUUCUGACAGCUGGCGUAAAGAGAUGAGGCAAAGUGUGAAUUUAUGGCAAAAACUGAAUAAAGCACGAGAGGGAUGACAGUGGAACAAUUGUUACAUCCAUAGAAGCCAUGUUUCCAGAAAAAAAGCAGACAAAAAAACAUCUUUAACCAAAUGUUUUGAUUACACACAGUUCACACUAUGCCAGCAAAUUUGAUUUAAAGAAGAUGGAACAGUUUCUCUCUCCAUUUCUUUAUCUCAACAUCCUUCAUAUUUUCUUCACUCGUGCAACUACUAGAUGUGUUUAGCAUUAUUUCUAAAACUGACACACAAAAAGACACACAAGUCAAACUAACACUUAGGUGCAGCAUUUAUUUAAACUCUUACCAUUUGUCAUUUUACAACCACAAACAUCCAUGUAUUUUACUAGGAAUCUUUUUGUUGAUGUGGAGUUUGCAUGCAUAUAAAUCCAGCCCUGCUGAGUCACCUUUUCAUAAAACAACCUUUCUCUGCAGUUGCAACUGCAAGUCAUUUGUUGUAUGUCUCCACCAGAAUUGUGGCUCUAGAUACUGAAAUAUUUUCCCAUUAUUCUUUGCAAAGUCAGACUGGAUGGUUAGCGUCUGUGAACAACAACCACCUGAAGAAAUGCAUCCCCACAGCAUAAUGCGGCCACCACCAUAUGUUUGUUGAGGGUGCAGUGCAGAGCAAGUAGGUCUCUUGUUUCAUAUGUGUACAGUGUCCCCUACAAGAGCUUUAAACAGUGUUUUCUUUAGUAAGGAUGAGAUUUGUAGAGUGCACAACUAAUAAUUGUCAACAAAUUCUCCCACCUGAGCUAUGGAUCUGUGCAGCUUCUCCAGAGUUACUAUGGGCCUCUUGGCUCCUUCUGUGGUAAAUGGCUUGGCUGAACUGUACAUUUAUGUGGACAGUCAUCAGUCUGUAGGUGUACAAUUGGAUAAAACAGUGAUGAUUGGGAAACCUAAACUAACCUUGCACUUGUCUCCUGAAUGCAUUGUCAUGUCACAAUUGUCAGAUAAUGUUAAAGUCCAGGUGUGAUUUCCACUUCACAAUAAUGAAUACUUCUCUUGGUUCAUAACAUAAAACCCCAUAGAAAACAUUAAGGUUUGUGGUUAGAACAUGACAAAAUGUGAACAAGUUCAAGAUGUGUGAGUAAUUGUGGAAGACACCUCAUAUCGUCACAUUUAUUGAUCAAGAACAAAUCCUUCAACAUUAACUGUGCCUUUACAACAAUGUGCCAUCUUCAUGACACCGCUGAUGUUGGGUUGUAAAUGGUUUGCUCAUGAGACAUUUACAGUUACAUCUCAUCAUUCACCCUGAGAGUCUCAUUUAUGGAUUACCUUAAAAAUUCUGGAAACUUUCAACAAACUACAAAGACGUUUUACAGUUCAGUUCAUCGUCAACUAAUCUCUGAAAGUCAACCUGGGUCCUGUGAAACCUCCAACAGUUUGGAGUUUUUUAUUUGGAAUCUGAACCAAAUUUAAUGAUGGAAGUGUUAUUAAACCCAAGCAGAAUAACACCAGAAAAUUAAUGCAAGAGGGCCUAGAGUUCGUGGCCAAUCUGCAUCAGCUUUUCAGCCUCAUUAGCUCUGUUUGUGAUGAAUGCUUCUCUCUUUUUGCAGUUUUACAUGAUGAAAACCCAGAUCUUCUCUUAUGAUCCCUCCCUAUUCUUUCCUUUUCUUUUUUCCCAAAGACUGUCCCUCUCUGGAGCACUAAUUUCUUCCACGUUUUAAACUGCAUCCUCUCCUAGAAAGAGAAUUACACCCCUCAGCUUUAAUGCCUUCUAGAUAUAAAAAUAAUUGUAUUAUAUGUAAAAAAAAAAAAAAAAAUGGCUCAACAUUUCCAAUGCUGAUUUUUUUAAAGCUCCUUCUUGAAAGUUAGUGACGAACACAGAACAAGAAGAAUGUAAUGAAUAAAGCUAAGCACAUGAUGGCACCAUACAUUCAGCAAACAGUUUGCUGUGGCGCUGAAUCCCUUGACUUUCUACCACAGCUAGCUGAGGAGCUUUUUGUAACACCUGUGGUCCACAUUAGAUUUUCAGUCUCAUUUUUAUUUUUCUCACUUCUUUAAAUGAUUCUCACUUGACUGAUUUCUUUUUGAAUUGCACAUUUUGGGAGUUUCCUUUUUUAUAUAAAAAUACACUUCUUUCUUUGGUUGUAAAGAUUCAUGAAAUGCAUUGUUUUUUAAUUAAAAAACCAGGGACAUCCCUAGUCCCCGUGUUUUUUCUAACUUAUUUGAUCAUUCUGUGAAGGAGCAAUCUUGUCCCCAGGCAGGAUGUGUACAUUUGUCAUGACAUAAGCGUAACAGGAAGCAACAGAGACUCUGUGGAGCAGAGGGCAAACAAACGGACAAUCUAUCUAAUGAACCGAAUACCACUUGCGUAUUUUGAUCACAUCUCAGACUUAAGUGUCCUUCAUGACUCACUGACGCUCGUGAAAAUCAUCUGCAUGGUGACUGAACUUCCUGGUGUUCUCCUGCAGAGCAUUAAAGCGCAGUUGUUUUUUUCCUGUAGAAUGCUAAGAUAUUCAAAUCCUCCUGAUUGCAUUAAACAGCUGUGAUGCACCACUCUGCAGAUUUCUUGCAAUUUACUGUAUCAUUUGCAUAAAAAAGAAUAAGUUGCCAGACUAAUAAAGCAUGCAUCAUACC